Messenger RNA from Lucilia cuprina (Australian sheep blowfly), 2017 nucleotides. RefSeq lists its product as uncharacterized. The record is from RefSeq and is a predicted model, not a curated record. The transcript has a single exon. The coding region runs from base 152 to 1891 and encodes 579 amino acids. Lineage: Eukaryota; Metazoa; Arthropoda; Insecta; Diptera; Calliphoridae.
CAUAUAAUACUAAGUUUAAGUCCAUUAACUCAGUCUCGAUACUUUUUGUUUAUCGUUACGACAUUGAGAAGAUGAAGGUCUCAUUUGAACAAAGAAUUAUGUUAUUAUAAAAGCUGUAAUGCCUAAUACAACAUAGUUUAGUUUUAAUAAAAUGCAACAGAUAUACACAGUACUUCUACUAGUGACUAUAGUCAAUUGUAAUAUUAUCUUAAAUACUAAUAGAACACAGUUUGUGAUUUCUCGCGAAAAUACAAAUAUAAUAAAUAUAAUUAAAUAUCUAAAUAAUGAGCAAAAUAUACAAUUAAAUAUUUUGGUAAAUCUUGCAGAUAACUCCCAAACUACAGAAUAUUACGCAGAUGUAUUAAAAGUAACUGAUAAACCAAAAUUAAUUGUAAACCAGGAAAUAUAUCUGAAGAAUAGUACUCCAUUAUUUGAAAAAUUUAAUAGAAAUUGCUUAGCUAUAGUUUGGUUAAGAGCUAGCCAUAUGAAUACAACUUUAAAUAUGUUGGAUCAUAUAUUAUGGCGAAUACAUUUCAAGGAUAUAUUAUUGAUACAUCAACCGGAACCAGGAGAUAAUGGCAUUAUAAGCAAAAAGGAAUUAGGAUUAAUAUUUGAAAGAUGUUGGACGAAAGGUUUUAUAUCGGUUUUAUUAUGGUCUCAACGACAACAACAACUCUACACUUAUCAUCCUUAUCCUCAAAUUAAGGUGAUACGUCUUACAAGUGUUUCGAAAUUUCUGGAUAAAACACAUCUAAAUAAUUUUCAACAAUAUAUAUGGCGUUUACCAUUUUUCGACUUUCCCAAUGUCUGUUACUCUUAUAAGAAUCGUCAAGGUCAACUUGUUCGUACCGGCUAUUUUUAUAAAUGGAUACAGCUUUAUUUGGAAUAUUAUAAUGCCAGUAUUGAUCAUAUUUUCAUUGAUGUAUGGAAAUAUAAUUACAGCCAGACGGAUGCUAUAUCUUUGGUCAAUGAUUUGAAUAUAUGUAUGAUACCAGCAUUUCUAACUAGAAAUCCCAAAAAAUAUGAAAUGAGCAAUGUUUUACACUUGACUAGGACAUUGCUGAUGGUCCCAAGUGAUCAAGAGAUACCAGCCAGUUUAUAUCUUAUUUUACCCUUCAGGGGUUACAUAUGGUUAGCAGUUAUAGUAAGUGGAAUUUUACUAUUCACUUUAGCAUAUGUCAUUCAAUGUAAAGUAGCCAAAGUUAAGGAUUUAAGUAAAUUGGCUUUACAGGUUUUUAAAAUAUUAAUAUUCCUGGGUAUUGAUUUAAAAGGUACUAAAUCGUUAAGGGAUUUUCUUUUACAUUUAAUGUUCCUAUUUACCGGUAUCUUUCUAACCAACUAUUAUACCUCUAAAUUAUCCAGCCUGUAUGCCAGCAAGGUGUAUGAACCAGAACUUAAAUAUCUCAAUGACAUAGAACGUACGGAUUUAAUGAUUUUGGAAUAUUCCGUGGAUAUAGACUAUUUGCUAAAUUUUCCUAAUUUACCCGAAAUAGUCAGAUCACGUUUUAUAGUAGGCAAUAAUAAUGAUUUACCUAGAUAUCGUAAAAAUCUCAAUAUGACUUAUAUAUAUUCGAGCCAUGAGGAACUAAUGGACUUUUUGUUAUUUCAACAACAUUAUCUGAAACAACCAUUCGCCAAGAAACUUAAUCAGCCAUUAUAUCACCGAGCACAAUUUAUAACACUGCCUCAUCGUUCACCUUUGAUUGAUCAUUUUAAUAGAUAUCUAAGGCGUAUUCGUGAAAAUGGUUUGUUGGAAAAGUUUAUAGCGGAUAGCAAAUGGGAUGGCGUUUUAAGUGGUUAUCUGACAUUAUUGCGUGAUCCGGAGAAAAGGAAAAGGAAAAAUUGGAAUAUUUUCAUUAUGCUUUCGUUAUUUGGUUUUGUGGUUUAUUGAGCGCUACUGUAGCAUUUAAAGUUGAGCUGAUGAUUUGUGCUUUUAAACGAAGAAAAUAUAAUCGUUGAUAAAUUUAAAAAAAUUAUUUUAAAUGUAUUUAUUGCUGAAAUAAAGAGCGUAGUUUAU